AAUCAUUUAUUUUACUUGUAUUAAUUUCUUUUUGCUUAGGGUUUUAUUUUUCUUCUUCCUCUGUCUCUCUCAAUCUCUAGUUUUCAAUUUCUACUACUUUUGGGUUCAAUUUUUUUCAUUCACUGAGAUUCAAUCAAGAUCUAACCAUGUCCAAGAAACAGAAUUUGAAGUUAAAAGGUGGUGAUAGAUGAAUUGCUUUGUGGGCUUAAAGUGAAGUAUAUAAUUUGAGCUUAGAUUUUAUCUGGUUAUUACUUAGGAAGUGUUUUUGGAAUUUGGGGGCAAACUUUUUGUUUGUGUCGAUAGUGAUUUUGAUCUACUGGUGCUACUGGCUUUGGCAAUGUGUAAUAACUAAGGGGUCCUCUUAUUUGGAGGAUCCCAAAUAAAAAACAAAGAAGCUUAAAUUUUGCUGAUUUUGUUAUCUAUGGAUGGAUUAAUACUUAUUAGGGUUUUUCAGUUAGUUGACUUGAAAUGAGUUCCUUAUUCAACUAUUUGGGAGUUAUUCCAGUUUGUAAGCAGAAGAAAAAAGGAUUAAUUUAAGUUUGGGUUUUUGAGUAUUUCAAGUUUAUUCUUCUGGUAUGGAUUCUUCAGUGCCAGAAACUAGUGGAGUUGUAGGAGGUCAUGUUCUUGUUCCAACACGUUUUGUUUGGCCUUAUGGCGGUACAAGGGUCUUUCUUACUGGUUCUUUCACAAGGUGGUCAGAGCAUUUGCCAAUGUCUCCAGUGGAAGGUUGCCCCACGGUUUUUCAAGCCAUAUGCAGCUUAACACCAGGGUAUCAUCAGUACAAGUUUUUUGUUGAUGGAGAAUGGCGUCAUGAUGAGUCUCAGCCUUCUGUUACUGGCAACUAUGGGGUUGUGAAUACAGUCUUGCUAACUAGAGAAGCUGAGCCAAUUAUAAAUAUUGAGUCACCUGGCUCUAGAUCUAACAUGGAUGUGGAUAAUGAUGCAUUUCAACGUGUGGUCAAAGUGUCAGAUGGUUCAUUACCUAGAAUCUCAGAAGCUGAUUUAGAGGUCUCUCGUCACCGUAUUUCUGUAUUCUUGUCCACACACACCGCCUAUGAAUUACUGCCUGAGUCAGGCAAGGUUCUCGCAUUGGAUGUUAACUUACCUGUGAAGCAAGCGUUUCAUAUUCUUUACGAGCAGGGUAUUCCUGUGGCUCCUCUGUGGGACUCCUGCAAGGGACAGUUUGUUGGAGUCCUUAGUGCUCUAGAUUUUAUCUUAAUUUUGAAAGAGCUUGGAAGUCUUGGCUCAAAUCUGACAGAAGAAGAGCUUGAGACACACACUAUAUCUGCUUGGAAGGAGAGCAAAUCACAUCUUGAGAGGCAGAUUGAUGGUCAUGGAAGAGCGUUUCCCAAAACUUUGAUCCAUGCUGGGCCAUAUGAUUGUCUGAAAGAUGUUGCCUUAAAGAUAUUGCAAAGCAAGGUGGCUACAGUACCAAUUAUCCAUUCUUCUACACAGGACGGUUUGUUCCCACAGCUGUUACAUCUUGCUUCUCUCUCAGGAGUAUUAAAAUGUGUAUGUAGGCAUUUUAGACAUUCUUCUAGCUCGUUGCCUAUCCUGCAACAACCAAUCUGCUCAAUUCCUUUGGGUACAUGGGUUCCAGAAAUUGGGGAACCAAACGGGCGACCAUUGGCAAUGUUGAGACCAAAUGCACCUCUUAGUGCUGCCUUAUCUUUAUUACUUCAAGCUCAAGUAAGUUCCAUCCCAAUAGUGGAUGACAACGAUUCGUUACUGGAUAUAUACUCACGGAGUGACAUCACAGCUUUGGCGAAAGAUAAGGUUUAUGCUCAAAUUCAUCUUGAUGAAAUGAGCAUCCAUCAGGCAUUGCAGUUGGGUCAAGAUGCAAAUUCUCCCACAGGCUUAUUUGAAGGACAGAAAUGUCAGAUGUGUUUACGGACUGAUUCUUUACACAAAGUAAUGGAGCGGUUGUCUAAUCCAGGUGUAAGAAGACUUGUGAUUGUAGAAGCUGGAAGCAAACGAGUGGAAGGUAUCAUUUCAUUAAUGGAUGUAUUCAGGUUCUUACUCGGGUAACUGGGAUUUAUUAAAGAUUUAUUAAAGAGAUAGAGAGAAGAUUUUUAUGCAAGUCAUUGAAGAGAGAAGAGUUGUAUGCAAAGUGUAAAUGAUCCGAAUUGUCUUAUAUAUUGUUGGGUACCAUUCUUUAAUGUUCUACGUAGUGCGACCUCGGAAGACCUGUUUUUAGGUGACAUGUAAUUUGUCCACAAAGAAAACAAAUUGACAUGAAAGUAACAUUGGUUAUGCGAGCUAGAUCAAUUUUAUUUAAAACAGUUUGGUUUUAUUGUCGCUGUGUUGAUCAA
Molecule: messenger RNA, 2311 nt
Organism: Papaver somniferum (opium poppy)
Lineage: Eukaryota; Viridiplantae; Streptophyta; Magnoliopsida; Ranunculales; Papaveraceae
Product: sucrose nonfermenting 4-like protein
Exons: 14
Coding region: 576-2027 (483 amino acids)
Source: RefSeq, a predicted model, not a curated record